AGGAAUCAGAAAUCACAGGGCUCUGAUCCCUCUGCACCCUUCCCCCACAUUGGUCCUCCUGAUCCUGACACAUUCUGAGUAAAAUCAGCAGGGACAUCCUGACCACAAGAUGGGAUGGCUGGGGGCUGUCCAAGUCCUUGGGAGAGAGAGGAAGAGCUGAACUGGAAAUCACCACAUAUGGAUGCCUUCCUUUCAGUAUGUUUACUUCUGGAUUAAAAGGAGUUGGGGAUGGGGAAAUUUAAACUCUUCAGGUCUGGACCUGGUUUCUCUCUAGGACCAUGUUGGCUCAUUAACAACUCUUAAAAAUCGAGAGCCAUAAGCCCGUAUCAUUGAGGGUCUGUUGUAGAAUCCGGCUGGAAAGUGAGUCUAGAUUCCAUGUAUUAUUCUUUUUACUACAAGAACCCUCUUUCCCUAUGUCUGUUUAUGGAAGAAAAUGAAGUUUAGGGGUGUGGUUUGGGAACUGAGCUAGAUUCUUGUGAUCUGUCAGAUGCCUGGAUGUUGGGGAAGCAUUUCCAGAAACUCAUGAGACUGGGACCCAGAUGGGGAUUUUAAUAUUAGAGACAGAUGAUGUACGUCAGGCAUCCACCUUCUGAGGGUUUAGCCACAGACUCAACACGUGAAUCCAUGGGACUUUGGGCAUUGAUUCAAGUGCUGUCAUAAUGAAGUUACUUAAGAGCUAAUUCCAUCUGAACUUCCUGGGCCUAUUCUCCAUCAGCAAAAUAUGUUAAGACUGGGAGAGCUAUUCUCUUACUGGAUGUGGUAAUAGCUUUUAGCCAGCAAACUUAUAAAAUACAACUUUAGAGCCUAUGGCUUCCCUUCCUACCCUUUUCAGUUUAUUUCUUCAUCCCAGAGGGGAGGGUCAGACACAAAUCUAAAAACUUUUCAAUGUUGGGAGGUAGGUUGUAAUAGGAAAAUGGUAGGAAAAAAUAUAAUCUUCCAAUAUCAUAAUAAAAGAUAAUAAGGAAGAUGGGAGGGAUUAGGGCUGCGUUGUUCUAUUUCCUCACCAAAAGAGAAGGUGAACCCCUACUUGAGUAAUAAUGUAUUGAGAUCCUUUUUGUCUGCACCAAAAGACAGCCAUGUGAGGCCCUAUAGCUACUCUCCACCUGGCGUAUGCAUCGCGCACACACAACCACUGUGCAAGUCCACUGCCUCCUUCCCCCCUUCUGAAGUCCCCCUUCUCUCAGCAUUUCUAUCCCCGCCUCCUCUUAUCCACAUUUUCCAGCCGACAGCUAGAGCUGACUUCCGCAAUCCUGAUGGGAUAAAUCUAGCACUCCCCAGUCAUCUGCCCAUACUUCCCUGCUGACACCAGAUCCAACAACAGAUUCCCACCAGCAGGAUGUGGGGACUGAAGGUUAUGCUGCUACCCAUGGUGAGCUUUGCUCUGUACCCUGAGGAGAUACUGGACACUCAGUGGGAGCUAUGGAAGAAGACGCACAGGAAGGAGUAUGAUAGCAAGGUGGAUGAAAUCUCUCGGCGUUUAAUUUGGGAAAAAAACCUGAAGUAUAUUUCCAUCCAUAACCUUGAGGCCUCUCUUGGUGUCCACACAUAUGAACUGGCCAUGAACCACUUGGGGGACAUGACCAGUGAAGAGGUGAUUCAGAAGAUGACUGGACUCAAAGUGCCCCCCUCUCGUUCCCACAGUAACGACACCCUCUAUGUCCCUGACUGGGAAGGCAGAGCCCCAGAUUCUAUUGACUAUCGAAAGAAAGGAUAUGUUACUCCUGUCAAAAACCAGGGUCAGUGUGGUUCCUGUUGGGCGUUUAGCUCUGUGGGUGCCCUGGAGGGCCAACUCAAGAAGAAAACUGGCAAACUCCUAAAUCUGAGCCCCCAGAACCUGGUGGAUUGUGUGUCUGACAAUGAUGGCUGUGGAGGGGGCUACAUGACCAAUGCCUUCCAGUAUGUGCAGAAGAACCGGGGCAUUGACUCCGAAGAUGCCUACCCAUAUGUGGGACAGGAUGAAAGCUGCAUGUACAACCCAACUGGCAAGGCAGCUAAAUGCAGAGGGUACAGAGAGAUCCCUGAGGGGAACGAGAAAGCCCUGAAGAGGGCAGUGGCCCGAGUGGGACCCAUCUCUGUGGGUAUUGAUGCAAGCCUAACCUCCUUCCAGUUUUACAGCAAAGGUGUGUACUAUGAUGAAAGCUGCAAUAGUGACAAUCUCAACCAUGCGGUUUUGGCAGUGGGAUAUGGAAUCCAGAAAGGAAACAAACACUGGAUAAUUAAAAACAGCUGGGGAGAAAACUGGGGAAACAAAGGCUAUAUCCUCAUGGCUCGGAAUAAGAACAACGCCUGUGGCAUUGCUAACCUGGCCAGCUUCCCUAAGAUGUGAUUCCAGCCAGCCAACCCCAUCCUACCAUUCCAUUCCUUCUGCAGUAGUGCAGUGUAAUAGCAUACAUACUUUAGAAGGGAGUUAGUGUGCCAUUCUCGAAGCAGAUGUGGUGUUACCAGUCUGCCUCUCAGUCUCUCCAUUUGUUUGGACUCCAGGCAAUCCCUGCUGCCGUCCUUCCCCACACCCAAGUCUUUUCUCAUCAUGGCCACAGCAGGAAUUUCCCUGACAGGUGUGUACUCUGAGGCUGAGAGAUGCGACCACAGCCUGCCCUGGUGGGUGGUCCUGGGGCUGAUACUGUCCAGGUGGAGGCAGAGAGCUUCAUGGAGACUAAAUUCUUACUCACUGGGAUUAGUUAGCUUUAACCACCCUCCACAACUAGGGUAACCUUACUUCACAGUUUCCAAAUUCCUUUCUACUAUACCCUCAAGAUAGAAAUUCCUGUAUUUUCCACUACAGUUCAAAAGUAUAUUCAUAAGUCUUUGGUACAAGUUUACAUCAUAUGAGAAAUGUGUUUUCUUUUCUUUUCUUUGCAAUUUUGAAAUAAAGUAUUUGUCUCUUGUCUACAAUUUAAUAA
Messenger RNA from Nycticebus coucang (slow loris), 2900 nucleotides. It is a transcript of the gene CTSK, whose product is annotated as cathepsin K. Lineage: Eukaryota; Metazoa; Chordata; Mammalia; Primates; Lorisidae. Gene Ontology annotation, cellular component: lysosome. The transcript has 8 exons. Gene Ontology annotation, molecular function: cysteine-type endopeptidase activity. The coding region runs from base 1337 to 2326 and encodes 329 amino acids. The record is from RefSeq and is a predicted model, not a curated record. Gene Ontology annotation, biological process: immune response.